This is a messenger RNA of Symbiodinium pilosum, 382 nucleotides long. The record is from the annotation of a GenBank genome assembly. Lineage: Eukaryota; Dinophyceae; Suessiales; Symbiodiniaceae.
AUGGUCUCGUUGGGCGUCCCGACUGCCAGAUUUGGUGCGCCCCCGGAUCCUGACAAGCCAGAACCGCAUUAUCCUGGCGUUUCCUCUAAAAAGUUUGAUGCCCUCGGAGCUCUGAAAGUUUAUAGAGAUAAUCUGAAGCGCGACGCGAACAUCAGAGCAAAUCAGCAAUACCUCCAAUCUGGACUUGGACCUGUCCGGCACAGGCGUCGCUUGGAAGACUUGAUGCCAGGGCGGGCUUCUGUGGCUGAAGCGUAUGAGCACAUGGGGUACAAACACGAUCCCAUUACUCGGCGGAUGCUGCCGCCAGAGCCACCAGCACUUUCAGGAACCUUCCCUGACGACCUGCAGUCUCUGAGCUCAAAGCGAUCAUCUGUGCUGCAAG